Aspergillus tanneri is the source of this 1053-nucleotide messenger RNA. RefSeq lists its product as uncharacterized. The coding region runs from base 1 to 1053 and encodes 350 amino acids. The record is from RefSeq and is a predicted model, not a curated record. Gene Ontology annotation, molecular function: branched-chain-amino-acid:2-oxoglutarate transaminase activity. NCBI's taxonomy places the organism in Eukaryota, Fungi, Ascomycota, Eurotiomycetes, Eurotiales, Aspergillaceae. The transcript has 6 exons. Gene Ontology annotation, biological process: branched-chain amino acid metabolic process.
AUGUCCUUCGCUCCUCCUGCUGCUGAUAUUGACUGGGCCAAACUUGGGCUGGCGGUCACUGACACCGUAAAUGGGCAUGUCGAGUGCCGAUUUGACGCGGCCGCUGGGAAAUGGGGUGCCCCGACAUUUGUGCGCGACCCAUAUCUUCGAGUACACGGCCUUGCUCCAGGUUUGAAUUAUGGGCAACAGAUAUACGAAGGUCUCAAAGCAAACCGCAACGCCAACGAGGAAAUACUUCUCUUCCGCGCCGGCAAACACGCCGCCCGAAUGGCUCAUUCCGCCUCUGUAGUCUCCAUCCCUCCCAUUCCAAAAACGCUCUUCCUCGACAGCGUGCGUUUGGCAGUUGGCGAAAACGCAGAAUUCGUCCCCCCACACUCCAGCAACGCGGCACUCUACAUCCGCCCGCUCGCCUUCGGAGCUGGCGGACAUUUCGCCCUAACUCCUCCCCGCGAAUACCUCUUCUGCGUAUACGUGCAGCCGUUCGCGACGUACCACGGUACCGGCGCCGCUGACGCGUUAGUGAUCGACGAAUUCGACCGAGCUGCUCCUCGCGGUACUGGCUCGGCGAAGGUUGGUGGUAAUUAUGCACCUGUCAUGCGGUAUACGGACGAGGCUAGGGCGCAGGGGUUUCCUCUCACCUUACACUUGGAUAGUAAGACACAGACUGAGAUUGAUGAGUUUUCCACCUCCAGCUUCUUGGGUAUCGAAGCCGGUGAGGGAGAGUCUGGUGUCCCGACUCUCGUAGUCCCGGAUAGCAAGUGCGUGAUCGCCAGUGUUACCAGUGACUCAGUUGUUCCUUACACCACCCUCCCAAAAUUCACCGAGAUUAUAGCCGCUGGUACCGCUGCUGCCUUGGUUCCAAUCCGAUCGAUCACUCGUCCUUCGACGGGAGACAAGUUUAUCUUUGAGAGUGGUCCUCUGUGUGAGACACUGUCUGGUGCUCUGCGGAAGAUUCAGCGUGGGGAGGGACGGGAUGGGGAGAAGGGCAAAUUUGCGGAGUGGGUUGAAGCUGUUCAGGCGCCGGGGUCUGUUUAUGAGAAAUAUGUUCAGUGA